Rhinolophus ferrumequinum (greater horseshoe bat) is the source of this 2079-nucleotide messenger RNA. RefSeq names its product glucosamine-6-phosphate deaminase 2 (gene GNPDA2). NCBI's taxonomy places the organism in Eukaryota, Metazoa, Chordata, Mammalia, Chiroptera, Rhinolophidae. The record is from RefSeq and is a predicted model, not a curated record. Bases 171 to 1001 code for a protein of 276 amino acids. Gene Ontology annotation, cellular component: cytoplasm. Gene Ontology annotation, biological process: N-acetylglucosamine catabolic process; carbohydrate metabolic process; N-acetylneuraminate catabolic process. Gene Ontology annotation, molecular function: glucosamine-6-phosphate deaminase activity; identical protein binding. The transcript is spliced from 7 exons.
CUCCCUUCGGCGCCUCGGUUUGCAUCCGGGUCUUUGGGUUUAGCGCUCCACGCGCCAGCCGGGGUCGUUCCGGAUUUGCUGGGCGUUGGUAGUUCGCGCUGUUGAGCUUCGGAAGAGCAGUUGGAUCGGCGGGUUUGAACUUCUUGCCCUGGAAGCUGUGCAUCACCAUAAUGAGGCUUGUAAUUCUUGAUAACUAUGACUUGGCUAGUGAAUGGGCAGCCAAAUACAUCUGUAAUCGCAUCAUUCAGUUCAAACCUGGACAGGACAGAUAUUUUACACUGGGUUUACCAACAGGGAGUACACCUUUAGGAUGUUAUAAAAAACUAAUAGAGUAUCACAAGAAUGGAGACAUUUCUUUUAAAUAUGUGAAGACGUUUAACAUGGAUGAAUAUGUAGGACUUCCCAGAAAUCAUCCUGAAAGUUACCAUUCUUAUAUGUGGAAUAACUUUUUUAAGCAUAUUGAUAUAGAUCCUAAUAAUGCUCAUAUCCUUGAUGGGAAUGCUGCAGAUUUACAGGCAGAAUGUGACGCAUUUGAAAAGAAAAUAAAAGAAGCUGGAGGAAUUGAUCUUUUUGUUGGAGGAAUUGGUCCGGAUGGUCACAUCGCUUUCAAUGAACCAGGAUCCAGUUUAGUAUCAAGGACAAGAUUAAAAACUCUAGCAAUGGACACCAUUUUGGCAAAUGCUAAAUAUUUUGAUGGAGAUUUAUCGAAGGUGCCAACUAUGGCUCUAACAGUUGGUGUGGGGACAGUGAUGGAUGCUAGAGAAGUAAUGAUCCUCAUAACAGGCGCACACAAGGCAUUUGCUCUCUACAAAGCAAUAGAAGAAGGAGUCAAUCACAUGUGGACUGUUUCAGCUUUCCAGCAGCAUCCCCGAACUAUUUUUGUGUGUGAUGAGGAUGCUACCUUAGAAUUAAGAGUUAAAACUGUGAAAUACUUUAAAGGUUUAAUGCAUGUGCACAAUAAACUUGUGGAUCCACUAUACAGUAUGAAAGAAGGAAAAUGAAGGCGACUGGAGCAAAAUUCUGCCUGAAUGAACAGAACACUUUUAUAAGUAGAUGAAUUGUCAGCUAUGCAAUAUGAUAAAACAUGGGGGAUUUUUGAAGAUUGUCAUUUUUGAAGUCAAGUAUCUGUAUGUUAAACAUUCCAUAUUUAGAACAUGUCCACUUCACACUAGGGUUUAGGAGAAGUAGUUGGCUCUCACAGAUGUUUUUUAUUAUAAAGUAUAGAACCCACAUAACCACUCUAUAAAACAGCACAGAAAUGAAAUGCUGGUCUGUUUAAAACUUUAAAAAGUCCUUUUAAAGGUGAAGACUAUACAUCAAGUACAUUUAUAUGACUCCAUUGGCAUUUUUAGAUUUUUAUUUGUUAAUCCUAUGAAGACACUCCAUGCCUUUCAGGUAUCAAACAAUUUAUCACUGCAAACCUUUUGAAAUGCUAUCUUUAUAUUUUCUGCACAUUACACAAGCUUUCUGCACAUGGUUGCCUUAGUCUUCUUCCUAUACUAGCAUCUGGACAUCAAAAGUCCUGCUAUAUAUUGCUGAUACAGAAAAUCUGAAGAGAUGACAGUGCCUAAAAGUACAUAUAUGUCCCUUUGGAAAGUAUAUAUAAGUGCAUGAUUUUUGUGCACCUUUUUCUGCACCUUUUUUUUUUUUUUAACAAAUGUGCUUUUGUUUUUAUUUAAUGACUUGGGUUCGUGCUUCUAAUGUAAGCAUCUGGCAAUUAUGAGUUAAACCUAGCAACACACUUAAGGAAAUUCUUUUGAAGAAAAUUUUCUGAUUAUUGUUAAACUUCAUAAAUGAUUAGCUUUAUUCCUUAUAUAUAUGUCUAAAAGGAUAAUAUAAUGAACUAUAUAUAAAAGUAAUUAUUGUAAACUAUUUUAGAUUGCCGUAAGAACUUGCAUCAUUAAACUGCAAAUAAAAGUAUAUUGUUUUCUAUCUUUAACUCAAAUAAAGCUUAUAAUAAACAAAUAUAAGUUAUCUAAAUUUUAUUUCCAGAAGUGGAAUUGAAUAUAUGCGUCUGAGAGAAUCCAACAAUUAGGUGGCUGUGAGUCUGCAUUUAACUUUUUGUUUGCUGCUAUUAUG